This is a messenger RNA of Talaromyces atroroseus, 1128 nucleotides long. RefSeq lists its product as hypothetical. Gene Ontology annotation, molecular function: FAD binding. Bases 1 to 1128 code for a protein of 375 amino acids. The transcript is spliced from 4 exons. Lineage: Eukaryota; Fungi; Ascomycota; Eurotiomycetes; Eurotiales; Trichocomaceae. The record is from RefSeq and is a predicted model, not a curated record.
AUGUCUACCGAGCCAACCGUUCUCAUUAUAGGUGGCGGGCUAGGAGGCCUCACCCUUGGGCAGAUACUGCGCAAAAAGAACAUCCCUUUUCGCAUUUUUGAUCGGGAUGCCAGUCCUGCGGCACGAUCACAAGGAUGGUGUUUAACCUUGCAUUUCAUUUUGAAUGAGCUUAAAUCCGAACUUCCAGAGGACAUAAUUCCACUUCUUGACACGACUUCUCAUCUCCAUAAUUACGGAACUGAUAGUGAUGCGGCAAUAAUCGAAGGUGUCACUGGAGAAGAAGAAUUGCACUUGGGUCCCAAGGAAGGCAGACCCUUUGUCCGAGCGAAUCGAGUGAGGCUUAGGGAAGUGUUGGCCACAAAUUUGAUUGUGGAGUACGAUAAAUAUUUUCAGCAUUAUGAAGAAACAGCGUCCGGCAUAACGGCCCAUUUUGCAGAUGGUACCGUGGCAACAGGCGAUAUUCUUGUCGGCGCUGAUGGUGCUCAUAGUCUUGUACGAAAGCAACUUCUCGGCGCUGAGAAAGCAAAGAAUCACUUGCUUCCAAUCGAAGUCUGCAUGGGAGAAACCACUCUCAACAAAGCACAAUAUGAGCAAAUCUUCAGGGAUAUCGCUAAGUCAUUUUACACAGUCAACGCAUCAGCACUAUUUUUCUCGGGAUUACAUGGCGUCUCUGAUGAUAAAGAGACUGCUCGAUACUACUGGAUGACAUGUCAGCAGAAGAAUGUCGCUGACAAAACUGCUAUUUCGAAGAUUGAGUAUUACCACAGAGCGGUUAAUGCAGUGCGCCACAUGCAGUCUAGAUUUCUAUUGCCCUUGUACAACACAACUCCUGAUGAAAUCGUGAAUCCGCCUAUCUCAUUGGAAGACUUCGUGCCACCCAGUGAGGGCUUACCUAGGGGAAGAGUUACGCUAUUGGGCGAUGCUCUACAUGUUAUGACACCAUUCCGUGGGUCAGGAGGCAACUUGGCUAUGAAAGAUGGGCUAGAUUUGGGAUCCUUCAUUGGUCGCAGCAAUGGUGACAUUCCUGAUACCUUACAGAAAUAUGAAGAUCUAGCAGUCCCAAGGGCAAUAGACAUAGUUCUAGACUCGAGGGAGAGAAUCUUGGCUUGGACUGAUUCCAAGAAUUAG